AUGGCGAAACGAGGUUCCGGUCGUUCUGCCGCGUCCGCCGCACGGACGCCAGCGGCAACCUCAAAGUCCUCGGACCUGGUCUUUAGCCUCCAGGCCGAGGUCUCUCGCCUAAGGCGCCAUGUUUCAGUCCUUUCUCGCCGUCUUCAUGACUGUGAGAGCGAACGUUUAAGGGCACAGAAUGCUCUUCGUUCCCACCCACCACUGCCCCCUCCUCCGCGUCCCAGUUUUGUCGAGUCGUCGCCUUCUCCGGGUGAGCGGGUGGCUAAAGCUGUUGUCGGAUCGUCGCUUCCCCGCAGCGUCCACGGGGCCACCGCGCCCCCUGCGGCAGAGGGGGCUGUGGCUGCUACUGGGUCUUCCCGUUCCUACGGCGUGAAGAGAGCAUGGUCGGGUUCGGACUCGAAGUCGGCGUCUGUGGCCAUUGCAACCAUAGUCUCCACCUCGGCGUCAUCCGGCCCGCCCACGCACCCCGCGGCUGCCCUGCGGAGGAUGGGAAAGAAGCAGCCCAAGAGGCGCCGGAUCAAGUUUGAUGCCUCGGAACCGGUGGCCUUGCGGAGCCCGGAGGGCGAGAAGAGGGUGGUGGAGUCACGCCUGGAGGAGCCGGAGCCACACUUGUGCCCCGAACGCAAGUUGGAUGACGGUAAGAUUGUUUGGCGGUGCCCAUGCAAGGGCAGUUUUAGUUCGGACCGGUACAAUUACGUGCCUGGUUUGCGAUACCACUGGGCGCAUCACGGGUGUACGGAGAUUAAGAUGGUCGCGGUCGGAUUGGUGGACGAUGAGGUUCCGAACGCGCCUUUGGUAUGUCGUUAUUGCGGGAUCAGGGGCGAUUGAUGGGUUUUGCUGGUAUGGUAGCCUUGGUCCAAGAUAUAGACUGGGGCGUUAGAUCUGCUUUGCUCUCUUUUGGGAUAGCCCAUGUUCUGAUCAAUCACUGGGCAUUCUACGAGAUGCUGGUAGUACUUUCCAAAUGCGCUACAGGAUAGGCGGGAUCGGGCCGGCUUGCCCCGCCACGAUGCCGUUUGGCUAUACGCCGCUGGGUCGGGCCUUUGUUAUACCGGUAGUUAUAAUGGAAAUGAUUGA
This is a messenger RNA of Tuber aestivum (summer truffle), 1074 nucleotides long. NCBI's taxonomy places the organism in Eukaryota, Fungi, Ascomycota, Pezizomycetes, Pezizales, Tuberaceae. The record is from the annotation of a GenBank genome assembly.